AUGUCUUCUUUAAUGAUGAAAUUGACGAAAUCGGGUGACGUUCAACUCUCGAUGGAUUUUUCUCUCAAGAUGGGAAUCUUUAAUAAAUCCAUUGACGAAAAUUCAUUGUAUAAUGAAUUAUCAAAGAUGUCUCCUUGUACUUUGUACUUAAAAGUUGUAGAAUUGAUUGUUCACUCGAAAUCGCGAAGAGCGGUGAAUCACAAGAAUAAACCCCGUUCAUCACGUGCCCCAAGGCCUCAAAAUGCAUUCUUUAUAUUUCGUAGAAAUUUCACUGCAAAAUUGAAGAAAGAAGGGAAAAGAUUAAAAAAGGAUGAAAUCGGAGACUACUCCAAAGAGGCGGCCAAAGAAUGGCACGAGAAUCCGCAAAUUCAUUG
Messenger RNA from Racocetra persica, 374 nucleotides. The record is from the annotation of a GenBank genome assembly. Lineage: Eukaryota; Fungi; Glomeromycota; Glomeromycetes; Diversisporales; Gigasporaceae.